ACAUUGAAUAAAGGUUGAGUGGACAACUCCUUCGUUAUUUUCCUUUUCCUUGACUCCGCCUCCUUGCUUUCCCUUCAUUCCCUUUUGCGCUUGUGCUUUUAAACCCAAAGCGGCCGCCGUAGGCGAGGGUGGCAAGAUGGCUUCGUUUGCUUUUGCUCGUGCAGUGAGAGCUGCUUCAGGAAUUCUACGGCCCCUGAAUAUUUUGGCAUCUUCAACCUAUCGCAACUGUGUCAAGAAUGCCUCUCUUAUUUCUGCAUUGUCCACUGGACGCUUUAGUCAUAUUCAGACACCAGUUGUUUCCUCCACUCCCAGACUUACCACAUCUGAGAGGAACCUGACAUAUGGGCAUACUUCAGAGAUCCUUAAUAGAUUGGCCCCCGUGCUUCCAAGUGUCCUGAAGCUACCAGUCAGAUCUCUAACAUACUUCAGUACAAGAAAAGGCAAGAGAAAGACUGUGAAAGCUGUCAUCUAUAGGUUUCUUCGACUUCAUUGUGGCCUAUGGGUGAGGAGAAAGGCUGGCUAUAAGAAAAAAUUAUGGAAAAAGACACCUGCAAGAAAAAAGCGAUUGAGGGAAUUUGUGUUCUGCAAUAAAACCCAGAGUAAACUCUUAGAUAAGAUGACGACGUCCUUCUGGAAGAGGCGAAACUGGUAUGUCGAUGAUCCUUAUCAGAAGUAUCAUGAUCGAACAAACCUGAAAGUAUAGAUUAGAAGUUUCACUUGUUUCUCAGUUAUUGGAUAUGUAUCUUUGUGUACAUGAUAUCUUUGCAAAAAUGGAUAAGUACAAAACUUGAUGUAAAUUGUACCAAUGAAUAUGUAAACAUACAGUGACAACAUUAAACUUAUAAAAGUGUAAAACUUAAUGGAUCAGACUUUGCCAGAUUUGGUUAGAGAAACAGAAAUUUAGAAUGGUGCAUUAUUUUUAACAAAUGGUAUUGGCUUAACUAGUUGUUUCAGUUAGGCUCCUUUAGUUGCAAGGAAUCUCAAGUGGGACAAACAUAAGAAGACUCAAAAGCCACAAGUUAGCUCAAACAGUAUGACAUUAUUUUAAGGAUAUGUGCCUGGGAAUUCAGGAACCACCUUACCAACUCCAUCUCCCACCCAGAAAUCACCCCCCAGCCUCAGGAAGAGCAGAAAUUGGGUGGUGCUCCUCAGCAGGGGCAGGUGGAUGUUUAGGCUUAGGCUCUGCCAUGCAUGUGACUUGCUUCUUUUUACAUUGUUAACUCCAUUCUCUUUGUGUUCACCAACUUCUCUACACAGCUUUUGCAUACUUACAGUUUGUAUUCCUUUGGAAUAACUUUAACUUGCACCUUUGAGGUUCUUUUCUACAUCGUGACCUUCAGCUCCUGUCUCUAGUGUCCAGUUGCCAAGGAAAUUUAACUGGGCCAGACUACCUUUUUAUACUAGGUCUGGUUGGGUCAUUGUCUAGAGCAGGGAUUGGCUGUUCUUAAGUCGGAAGCCCACCCUAGCCCGCUUUGUAUUAGCAAGUUUGCAUACAGCAAAAAAAGAGUUAUGUGAGCAAUUUCACUUGGAGGUUCACAUGGGGUGGCAGCACACUUAACGUCUAACACACCAGGUUCAUUGUGUUCAUAACACUUCUCAUUUAUUUUAACAACACUUUUUCAUAGAGAGGAGAGGAGCCCUUCAGCAUGCUCAUUCAUGAAACAGAAGAGGCUGUACAAGUGAAGACAAGGGCCUUUUUUAUGCAAGUUUUGAAAGAUAGGUAUUUUUUUUUUUUUUGGAGACAGGAGUUUUGCUCUGUUGCCCCGGCUGGAGUGCAGUGGUGCAAUCAUAGCUCACUGAAGCCUCGCACUCCUGGGCUCAGGUGGUCCUCCUGCCUCAGCUUCUCAGGUAAGGAUAUGUAUUUCUUAAAAGUUAGUUUAUCCAUUUCAGAUUUCAUGUUUUCAUUUGUAAGGAUAAACUUUUCCCACAAAUUUUCAACAAUCAUUGUAGAAACUAAGGGGAGAAAGUAAUCUCAGUUGUUUUAGAAAUGAUGAAAGAGUUAAGCAUUGUUUACUUGAAGUGGGCAGGGAAGCAUCUCUUCAAUUGAGUGGUUACAGUCUAGGGCAGUGGUUCCCAACUCUCCCAUCAGAAUCAUGUGGGAAACAUUUUCAAACAGCAAAGUACUUUGAAAACCAUUAUUAAAUAGAAUUAUGCAUGAAUUACUGUUUCAGAAACUUUAAUGUAGUAGUUGGUGAUAAGAUGAAAUUCCUCUGUUAGUAAAAUUAUGAAAUUGAAGUUCUGCAGCAUGUCAGGCCAGGAUUAUUAGGGAGAUUCCUUGAAAGUAGUGUGUGUUUAUUAAAAGGAGAAAGGAUAACAAUAGAAUAUUCUACAACCAGAAGUCCAAGUGCGUGUCUAUUUAUGGGACCAAUAAAUAAAGAACAGACAUUUGAUUUGAGGUAAGGUAAAAGCCUGAAACAUGGAAUGGCAUUCUGUUUUGAUGGAUUUUCAUUUCUUCGCACUUCUGAGACGGCAAAGCCAACCAUUUAGAAGGCUUCCACAUCUUUGUCACCUGCCUGGCUCCUGCCCUUUGAUGUACCUCUGGGUAGUGGGAUGGAAAUGGUGUCUGCAGAAGUUGGGGAGAAGGAGACUUUUGCACAGCCUCCAUGACUUCUUUAACGCAAAUAUAGAUGACAAGGGUCUCUGUUACAGGGGCCUCAGAGCACCUUCGUUUCUCCUCUAGACCAGGGACAGGAGGAUAGAGAUAAGGACUGGCAACCAGAGCCUCAGCAUCCAAAGAUGGUCUGAAGUGGGAUGGCUGACAGGCACACAACAUAAAUUACCCAAAGUACAGCUAAUAAGACCCAGAAUUUCAGUCUCACUCCUUGGGAUCCUGUGUAUUUCCCUGAGUCUUCUAACAACAUAAGAAAAUUCAUAUAUAAAUCAACAAGUGACUGUAAUCUGGUACUAUAAAUACUAAAUAAACACUUCUUCAUAACACUGU
Molecule: messenger RNA, 2941 nt
Organism: Rhinopithecus roxellana (golden snub-nosed monkey)
Lineage: Eukaryota; Metazoa; Chordata; Mammalia; Primates; Cercopithecidae
Gene: MRPL35
Product: mitochondrial ribosomal protein L35
Exons: 4
Coding region: 137-703 (188 amino acids)
Biological process (GO): translation
Cellular component (GO): mitochondrion; ribosome
Molecular function (GO): structural constituent of ribosome
Source: RefSeq, a predicted model, not a curated record